CAAUGUUUACAAGUCUUGUAAAUUGUAAAAUUUCCUUGUAGCAUCUUAAUUCUGGUUUCACAAAGAAACUUGUAAACUAAAACUUUACAAGGCUUGUAAAUUGUAAGGUUUUGUUGUUGCAUCUAAAUUUUGGUUUCACAAUGAAAAUAGUAAAGUAAAAUGUUACAAGGGAAAUUUAAACAGUUUACAAGUGAUUUUAGGAUGAUUCACAAGUGUUUUGUUUCACAAUAUAGACACAGCUUUACAAAUUUGUAAAAUUAACUUGUAAAGUUAGUUAAUUGGCUACAAGUCUUUCAGAAUGGGUAAACUUUAAAUAAUGUUUAGCAGCAGUUCCAGUGAUUCAGAUGAAGAAAAUUAUGAUAUAAUUCAACGCAGGCGUAAGAUAUUUCGGAUCAGAUGCAAUUAUACAUUUUCAUCAAUCUAUGAAUAUAAUGAAAGAUUUAGAAUGACUUCUCAAGCUAUGGAAUCUCUUUUAGAAGAUAUUGGACAUCAACUGCAACAUCCUACAGGCAAAAGUGGAGCUCUAACAGCAAAACAGCAACUUUGUAUUGCUUUGCAUUGGUUUGGUAGUGGGUGUCAGUUCCAUGCUGUCGGUGAUAUGCAUGGAGUUUCAAAAUCAUCCGUGUUCAGGAGUGUUCAUAGUGUUGUUGAUGCAGUUAACUUGAUUAAAUUCAGGCAAAUAGUAAAUUGGCCGAUGAAUAUGGUUCGAGUAGCACAAGAUUUUUAUGCUGUUGCUGGUUUUCCCAACGUUUGUGGAAUAGUAGAUGGAACAUUGAUAUGCAUUGAUGCACCAAUGAAAAAUGAAGCAGAUUUUGUUGACAGGCAUGGAAAACAUUCUAUUAAUUGCAUGUUUGUGUGUGGACCAGAUUACACAUUUUACUAUGUAAGCGCAAAUUGGCCUGGCAGUGUACAUGAUGCCCGCGUCUUAAGAAACAGCAUGUUGGCUACAAGAAUGGAAAAUGGAUGGAGACCAUUUCCUCAAGCAAUCAUACUGGGUGACAGUGCAUAUCCACUGAAAAACUGGUUGAUUCCCCCUUAUCGUGGAAAUGCAUUUGAUGACGUACAGGCAGAGUUCAACAGAAGGCAUAAGAGUACUAGAAGAAUUAUUGAAAAUGCCCUUGGCAUAAUGAAAGAAAAAUUCCCCUGUUUAAAUUAUCUACGGUUGAAUCCAGUUUUUGCAGCAAAUGUCAUAAAAUGCUGUGCCACUUUGUGCAAUAUAUCUCGAAACCCUGAUGACUUGCAUCGUGAAUUACACCAUGAAGAAGAAGUGGAUCCCAAGGCUGAACAUGGAGAUGAGGAAGGAUACAUAGAAAAUGAUAUGGUGCAUGCACAACUGGAAAUAAUGAAUUUUUUUGAGCAAAGAAGAGCUAGGCGUAACUAAACAGACACACAAUUUUUUUUACUUGAAAGUGUAUUUAUUACUUUAAUAAAAGAGAAAACUAACAUUCAUAUUGCUCCAUCCCAUAAUUAUCUCAAAUACCACAAUACAUUAAUUACAUUAUUCAUUGACUGCACUAAAAUCAUCUUCUACUACUAACAUUUGUGAUGGUUGUCCUACAUUGUUAACAAUGUAUUGAAUGUGUCCACUUUUCAGAUUUUCUAACUCUAAUCUGGUUUUUUCAUUGAGAAGCUCAAGGUAUUCGAUUUGCAAAUGUAGUUUACGUUUCUUGAGUGCGGCAAUUUCAGUAGCAUCUUCACACAAUGGAAUUUGGUUACCUGAAAAUAUACAAUAAAGUUUUUAACUUACACUUUUUCUUGUUGAAAAUAUAAGCCUAUAUUUGUUUCAUUAUGUUUAUAUUCAGCAGAUCACAUUGUAAUAAAUAAUUGUUAUUUUUUGAAAUUAUAUAUAAGUUUCUAAAAAUUAUAUAAAAGCAUGAAAUGUUAUGUUUUGUAAUAAUUUCCUAUGGAACAGACUACAACUGUAAACUUGUAUUACAAAAUCUGUCAAAAUAUAUGUUGUUGUUGUAGUGCAUUUAUAUGUCAUAGACCAGGCCUAUCAUGUUUAAUGUGGGAAUUAGACAUAAAACUAUUAAUAGGUACUCUUUAAUAAUCUGGUAGAAGUUUGGAUACAAAAUAAAUGUCAAAUUAUGUGGUUAUGCUAUACAAUUACCUUGUUUUACUUUUCGUUUUGGCAUCUUUCCUUUAUAACAUAUUGAUGGUGAUGGAGUAUUUUCUGUGGCAUUGUGAUCCUGUUCAUUUGACUGUGCAACAUUUGGUUCAUUUAACAGUGUGCCAUUCGUGACUGGCUCUUCAACCGCGUCACUACAGCUACAUACUUCUACUUCAGGUGCCCAUGUUUCUGACACUCCUAGUCCACUAACUACUUCUGAAUCACGUCCAAUUAUAUCCAAGAUCAUUGCAUCCACUUCGUUUUGUUUAAAUUUCAAUCCUCCUGCAGUACCAGUUCGUUUUGAAUUGUCCACUUUUGUCUGGAACAAAAUAUAUACAGUAAGGGUACUAGUAUUGAAUUCGUUGUGCAAAAUAAAUAAUUACUAUUAGGGAACUUAUUCAGCGGUGCUUUCUUUACACAAAUUUUGUUUCUUUUUAUUAAUAAUAAAAUUAAUUAUUAACUCAGUUAUGCGACAUCACAAACAUAACCUAAACUAUUCUCAUAAGGUUCAUUAGAUUUCGAGGUACGUAAUUAAAGCUAACUUCCAAUACAUGUUAAAUGUAUACUUUGUAUACUUACCAUUGUACCCUUUCUCAUGUUGGGCCACACCACAUCCCGUGUGUAGGACCAUUCCUUGUCACCUUUAACUAAGCCAAUAGACUGUGCCAAAUUAUGAAUUUCCUUCCAUUUCUCUAUUUUCAUGGUUUUAUCAAGUUUCUUGGAAAAGGCACCAAAUAUGAUUUCUUUUUCAUCCCUUAUUUUCUGCAAUAAUAUGAGCUUUUUCUCAUUAACUACUACAAUUGGCGCCAUUUACAUAACAAAUUAAAAUAAACAGAACUUUCGACAACUUUAGCCAAAACAGCUACUAGUAAACUUUUAUCAGCUUACUUGUAAAACUCCCCAAAACCUACAAGUAAAUAUGAUUUUAUUGUGAAACGAAAUUUACAAGCACUUGUGAGCUUUUUCUUGUAGCUUGUGAACUUUCUCUUGUAGCUUGUAAUUUGUACACAUUGUGAAACGGCUACUAGUAAACUUUCAUCAGCUGACUUGUAAAACUCCCCAAAACCUACAAGCAAAUAUGAUUUUAUUGUGAAACGAAAUCUACAAGUACUUGUGAACUUUUUCUUGUAGCUUGUCAUUUGUAAACUUGUAGAUUGUAAACAUUG
Molecule: messenger RNA, 3276 nt
Organism: Bacillus rossius redtenbacheri
Lineage: Eukaryota; Metazoa; Arthropoda; Insecta; Phasmatodea; Bacillidae
Product: putative nuclease HARBI1
Exons: 1
Coding region: 317-1381 (354 amino acids)
Source: RefSeq, a predicted model, not a curated record